GUUUUUGUUCGAUAUCAUAUCGCUCGCUGCUGGUAGUUGUUUAUUAUCUUACACCCUGUUUCUUCAAAUAUUUAAUAUUGAUAUUUAUUCAGUAAUACUAAAGCAGUAUACAAUAUUACAUGAUGAUUUAUUCACAUAUAUCAGCUGCAAUUUUAGCUGUGCUAGUUGUACUUAUUCACGAGACUGAAGCUAGUUUAGACAGAGGUUUUGGAGAAAGUAUAAAUUGGAAAACAUUGGAUGAUGGUUUAAAAUUGUCAAAAGAAACUGACACACCAUUGAUGUUGAUUAUCCAUAAAACAUGGUGCGGUGCUUGUAAAGCUCUGAAACCAAAGUUUGCAGAUUCAUCAGAAAUUGCACAAUUAAGUGAGAAAUUUGUGAUGGUGAAUGUGGAGGAUGACGAGGAGCCAAAAGAUUCGAAGUAUUCGCCGGAUGGUGGUUAUAUUCCAAGAAUUCUUUUCCUAGAACCAAAUGGUGAUGUUAGGGAUGAUAUUAUCAACACCGCAGGGAAUGAAAAAUAUAAAUAUUAUUAUCCUAAUGCAGACCAUGUUGUUCUUGCAAUGAAGAAUGCUCUAAAGAAACUGGUACUUAAUGAUGAGCUAUAGAUUUCCAAUGUCAUUUUUCUGUUCAUGUUUUUUUUUUUUUUUUUCGGGGAUAACAAAAAUUUUGCAUACAACUGUUGUAUGUAAGAAGAGGCUUCAAUCAAGAGAAUAAUGUUUGAUAAAUACAAUAAUAUGAUGAGCUGUACUAGUCUAAUACACUAAGCAAGACUUUUUUCUACCUUGCUUAGCGACCCCUUCGUGCCCGACUGCCAAGAAUUUUAUUUUUGAAUAAAAAUUUUAAAAAGUUGGCGUACCCUGCGCUACAAAGAAAAAAAAUGGAAAUGGAAAUUUCAUAAGAAAGUAAGAUGCCAUAUUUAUUUUUAUCACACUCUCCACUCCCCUGAAAUCUCCAAAAAUACUGUAAGAUAUAUAUAUUUCUACCUUGUAAUUAUAUAAAUUUAAUGCAUUUAUCAGUCUCAUUUCUAUACUGUUUAAUUCAUUUAUUAAUAACAUUUAUAUUUAAUUUCUCCUUCGCCUAGAUAUUUUUGGCAAAACAAAUUUGGUAAAUGAGAAAAAGAAAUUUUAUUUUUAUUUUUUUCCCCCCUCCUCUGACAAUCUUUAAAAAAAUAAAUUCGCGAAACAAGGUAUAAAAAAGUCUUGCUUUAAACAGUAAGAAAGCAAAAAGUAGCACUUUGACACUAGUUGAGAGAAUUAAGUCAGUGACUGUGAAUGCUUCUUGACUCUAUACAGUACUCAGUAGACCUACAGUAUGCACAUUGUGUAUAAUUACUAUGUAUUCAUACCCUAGAGGAAAAUAUAUUUGUAGUAUAACUGUCAGGUUUCCUACCUUCAAAGAGUGUGUACAAACUUGUAAGAACAAAUUAAUAUCAUUGUGAGAAAAAGAAACAAGUGUAAAUACCAUUUAAUGUAUGUGUGAUGAUGAUGUUAUAAAUCAGGUUCCUGCCAAUGUUGAGCCACUUUAGCUGUGUGGCAGUCAGCAACUGACAACCUUCAUGAGCUUAUCAUUAGUAAUAAUAAACAUAGUAUAAUAAAAAUGAUAAUGAUAAUAAUAGUUGUCACUUGAUAUAUAGGACAAAUAUUAUAAAUUUAUAUUACUUUAAUCACGCCACCUCUUCAACAUUCUGAUAUGAAGACAAUUAGAACAAUCUAAUUGCAAUAAUUCUCAAAAAACAGCAAGUGUUUGAUCAUAUCGUUGCCAUGCAAACUUUUAUUAGCAAUAAGUUAUCAAUACAAUAGAGUUUCUAUUAAGAGGACAUCUUUAGAAUGAAAAAAUGUCCCCUUAAUAGGAUGUACCCUAAGUAUGUGUUGACCAUAGUGUUAAGAUAUAUUUUUCAUUGUUUAGAUGUCAUUUGGCAAUAGCUGAAGUGUCUGUAUAUUUAAGUAAGUUAAUACCUUUAAAAUUAGAACAAGAAAAUAUUAUGCUAUAUUAAGAGUUUUAUUAAUGGAUGUUUUUUUCUUUCAUAAUAAAGCUUUUUGAUCAGGGUUAUAGCAGACAAAAAAUUACAAACACUGAGAUUGACUAUUCUGCUCUUUAUAUGACAGUGCAGUUUAAUAUUAUAUUAGAGUACUUACAGUAACUAUUACUUAAUAUAUUUUAUAGUUUGUAUUAUGCGUAAUUUAGUUUUGUUUAAUUUUGUUUUAUUAUACUAUAUAUAGGUGGUGGGUUUUGAGCAGAAAACUAUUUAAGAAUUAUAGAUAUUUUACCUCACUCCAACUAUAUCAUCAUUUGAGAAGGUCUAGUCAUCAAAAUUCUAUCAGUAACUGAAUUAAUAUUAUUGCUUAUCUAUGUCGGUGGUGGGUUUUGAACAGAAAACUAAUGUAUUUUUUUUUAGAUAUUUGACCCAACCCUUAUUAAUUACAAGAAUAAUAUGUUAUAUUAUUGUGAUAAUAUCAUUUGAAUUAAAAGAAAUUAUUAAAGUA
Molecule: messenger RNA, 2480 nt
Organism: Anneissia japonica
Lineage: Eukaryota; Metazoa; Echinodermata; Crinoidea; Comatulida; Comatulidae
Product: thioredoxin domain-containing protein 12-like
Exons: 6
Coding region: 120-602 (160 amino acids)
Cellular component (GO): endoplasmic reticulum
Source: RefSeq, a predicted model, not a curated record